Mercurialis annua (annual mercury) is the source of this 423-nucleotide messenger RNA. RefSeq names its product putative defensin-like protein 184. The transcript is spliced from 2 exons. Bases 126 to 356 code for a protein of 76 amino acids. The record is from RefSeq and is a predicted model, not a curated record. NCBI's taxonomy places the organism in Eukaryota, Viridiplantae, Streptophyta, Magnoliopsida, Malpighiales, Euphorbiaceae.
AUUCAUAAUUCCACUUUGAUUUUUGCAUGCUUAUCCUUAAUGCACCUAUUUCUAUAAGUAGCACACCAAAUUUCUCCAUGAACAAGAUAUAGCAAAAUCAAAGAAAGAACCUCGUAUUGUUAAAGAUGGUGAAAUUCCCCACCUUUUUCUUUGUGCUUGUCCUCCUUGUCAUCUUUGCCACUGAUGAAAACGUUGUGAUGAGGGCCAAAGCAAGGGACUGCCACAAAGUUUGGAAAUGCAAAGGCAAUAAUCGUUGCUGGGAUGACUGCAAAACCAAAUUUAAUGGAAUGGGACAGUGUGAUUUGUAUACUGCACCUCCUGUUCCUAAGCAGUGUUUUUGUGCAUACAAGUGUUAAAGUUAAUACUAUAUUAUCAGUUGAAUAAAACUUAGAUUUGUUUAUGUAAAAUUAUAAUUCCGAUGUU